AUGCCUUCACAAGCUCAAUCGGGCGCACCACCCAUGGCUGCUGUGGCUACCAGAAGAAAACGUUCCAGUAUCGGGUCAAUUCUAUCAUCCUUCAAGUUAAAGUCAGGGUAUGUCAGUACACCUACUUCAACUAAUUCAUCCAGAAAAAAUUCAAGAACUAGUAUAUCUUCUACCGAUGAUCAAUGCUCAAAACAACUAUCUCUCAAUCUCUUAGAAGAUACAAUAACAUAUUUUAGCAAGUUGGAAAAUAAAAAAGUUCCUAUCUCAUUAUUGCUCACUAAUGAACAUGACUUAUACACAAACAAUAUCGAUCCUACAAGUAAAGCAGGUAAAAAAUCGUUCCUGCAUUUUGUUAAUACUAACGAAUCAUCUGAUGCUAUUGCAGAACGGUUGAUGCAAUGGGACAUACAGAAGCCCAUAAAGGAUUCAAUGUGUGGUCAAAAGACUAAAGAUGGACUGUAUAGCAUUAGAAUAACGCCAUAUUUUGGGUAUAAACGUGAGACAUUGGCAGAGCUCAAUAAUGCGCUCGAUUCUGAUCAGGAUGAUGACGCUGAAUUAGAAAGAUCCAAAUGUCAGGGCAUUUAUUUCAGUCCUAUUGUGAGAAAAGCUGGUCCAAAUUCUCAACUGUUAAUCACGAGAGAAACCACAAAAUUGAAAGAAGUCAUUAAUGACCAUUUCAAGGAUCCAAAGGAUGAAUAUAUUGCGCCUAUCCUAUUCAGAACAAGAAUUAUAUCCAGAAUACAUGCAUGUCUAAAAGUAGAUUCUCUUGGAAAUUGGUACAUUAAGGACUUCAAUUCAAAAAGUGGAACUUUUUUGAACCAUAAGAGACUGUGUAUAGAUCAAGAAUCUGCUGACGUCGAACUGAAUGAUGGUGACGUAAUCCAAUUGGGUAUUGACCAUAAGAAUGGUAUCAAUGAAUUAUUUAGAUGUGUUCGAUUCAAAGUAGAAUUGAAUUUAUCCUGGAAGUUGAAAACAAAACCAUUGGAAGGGAUAAUAAAUACGAUUUCUUUAGAGAAUUCUCAAGACAAGGAACUUUGCUCCAUUUGCUUGGAAAAAAUGAGUCCAUACCAAGGUGUCUUUGUAUCUCCAUGUUGUCAUUUGUGGCACUAUAAUUGCAUUAGAAGAGUCAUUACACAGCAUUAUCCCCAGUUUGUUUGUCCUAAUUGCAGAUAUACCUCCGAUUUGGAAUCUCCCAUUGGUCUGCCCGAUGAGCUGGAUGAGUUUUAA
Messenger RNA from Kazachstania africana CBS 2517, 1227 nucleotides. RefSeq names its product ubiquitin-conjugating protein DMA2 (gene DMA2). Gene Ontology annotation, biological process: negative regulation of septation initiation signaling; ubiquitin-dependent protein catabolic process; mitotic spindle assembly checkpoint signaling. Gene Ontology annotation, molecular function: ubiquitin protein ligase activity; protein binding. The coding region runs from base 1 to 1227 and encodes 408 amino acids. Gene Ontology annotation, cellular component: ubiquitin ligase complex; cytosol; cell division site. The record is from RefSeq and is a predicted model, not a curated record. NCBI's taxonomy places the organism in Eukaryota, Fungi, Ascomycota, Saccharomycetes, Saccharomycetales, Saccharomycetaceae. The transcript has a single exon.